AAGAGAUGGGUGCGCAUGUGAUGAUGCUCUCGUCGUUGGGGCACGGUCAUCUCAUUCCCUUCAUGCAGCUCGCUAAGAAACUGGCCGCCAGGGGAUUAACCAUCAGUUUUGUCACCACCUUUCAUCACAUCCCUUCACUGCGCAGCAAAGUGGAGGCCGGGCUCGAUAUCCACCUGCUCGAAAUGGAGAUUCCCCACGACCACUUAACGCUGGGCAAAGUGAACAGCAACAGUCUACAGUGGCACAAACUGCCGCCCUUGCUCGACGCCGACGAGAGGCUUGAGCCCCACUUCGACCGCUUUCUUGGCCGCUUUUUAGCCGGAGAAAUAAGCCCACUCCCCGCUCCUCUCUGCCUCAUUGCAGAUUUUCUCCUGGGCUGGGCCUCCGCUGUAGCUCAAAAGUAUGGCGUACCCGGGGUGUGCUUCGAGACGUCGGGCAUGUUCGCGGAGUCGGUGCAUCAGAUCGUGUGGGAGACUCUGCACGAAACCUACCGCGGACAGCGUCGGGACGGUACUUGGUACCGGGCUUGCCGAGGGAAGUGACUCACCCGCCUUCAGCUCUUGCCCGAGCUGCCAGAGGCUACGCCCGAGAACGGCACCCACCAAUACUGGCCUCGGGUGAGGCUCAGGAAUAGGCAGAGCUGGAGGACCAUCGUCAACACCUUUAACGAGCUCGAAGGAGAGUUUGUGGACCAUUUUGAGAGCGUCAACGGGACUCUCAGAACAAUCGGGCCUUUGCUUCCGCCCGAGGCGUUCGAGGACAGGGACGGUCAACGCAGAAAAAUCACCCCCGCGGUGGAACUGGGGAUCAGUAGGGACGGAGACAAAUGUAUGCAGUGGCUUGACGCGCAGGCGGAGGAAUGUGUGCUUUAUAUUUCCUUCGGCAGCGAGAAUUCCAUCUCAACGGCGCAGAUGGAGGAGCUCGCGCUUGGGUUGGAGGCGAGCGGGGUGAAGUUCGUGUGGGUUCUGCGCACGCCCUCUGACGCAGCUCAGAAUUCAUUCUCCUCCUCGUUAGACUUUCUCCCAACGGGGUUGCACGGUCGCAUGGCGGCCAACGACCAGGGGUUCUUUGUCCUCGGGUGGGCUCCGCAGUUGGGUAUUCUGGCACACCCUGCCACCGGCGGCUUUAUUUCUCACUGCGGUUGGAAUGCGGUUCUGGAAUCCACCGCCAUGGGAGUUCCCCUCAUUGCCUGGCCGCUUUACGCAGAACAGCAUUUCAACUCCAAGUUGGUGGUCGAUGAGAUCGGGGUAGCUCUGGAAGCUCCUCAGAGAAUUGAGCAGGAUUGGUUGGUGACCAGAGAUGACGUGGAGAGAAUAGUACGAUUGCUGAUGAUCGAUGAGAAGGGUAAAGAGCUGAGGAAAAGGAUGAAAGAAUUGAAGUCUGCUGCCAAAACAGCGGUGGGUGUAGGUGGAUCUUCUUAUAAAAAUUUCGAUCUAUUUGUUUCAGAAAUCAUGGCACUGCCACAGGCUUAAGACAAAGCAAACAGAUUCGGGAUUGCAAAUAAUUUUGUGAAGUGCAGCAGCUGCUCUUUACAAAGGAUGGAGCAACAUGAGCGGUCGAAUUCUAUGCUUAUCAAAGAAAAUCUCAUCUUCGAUUAUGAGAGGCGAAAAGUUAGGGUCUAUAAUAAUUAGAGGGUCCUCUCAUCGAAAUAAUUGUUGCCUUUUUAAGUUCUUUAUUUAUUUGGUCAACUUUUUUGUUAGUUGGCUCUGGUUUUAUUGUAAG
Molecule: messenger RNA, 1722 nt
Organism: Cryptomeria japonica (Japanese cedar)
Lineage: Eukaryota; Viridiplantae; Streptophyta; Pinopsida; Cupressales; Cupressaceae
Product: anthocyanidin 3-O-glucosyltransferase 2-like
Molecular function (GO): UDP-glycosyltransferase activity
Source: RefSeq, a predicted model, not a curated record